CACAACGACAAAAAUUCAAAUUCUGUUCAACGGAUGUUCCGAACUUCUACACGAGAAAAAAAUAACAAAGACAACAUGGGAAACGACGAUGAUCCUUUUAAUCUCAACAACCCUCCUGAAAAAACACCGUUGGAUGACAACUCAACAGACUCAGCCGUUGGCGGGAAAAAUACGCCACCACAAAACCCCUCGAAUUUUCUGCAGAACAUGAGGCUACCUAGUCAGUUACGAUUUGCACUCGCAGCGCAAAACCAAAUUCCACAGGAUCAUGUAUACGCUGUCAAUCUCAACAUACCUCAGUUUGCAUCAGAUGCACCAGAAAUGUGGUUCGCCAUAGCUGAAGCGGACUUCACCGCCAAUCGCAUCACCAGUGACAACCAGAAAUACAGCCAGACUCUCAAGGUACUUCCACUCAGUAUCUCCAAGCAGCUAUGGGACAUCAUCGGACAACCACCAGCACAAGAUAAGUAUCAAGCUUUAAAAAACGCUAUUCUUCAACGCUUCUCUGAGUCGAGACAAACCCAGUUACAGAAAUUGCUGAAAGAAAUGACACUUGGUGACAGGAAACCCUCGCAGCUUCUCCGAGAGAUGCGUGAGCUGGCAAAAACAGCAGUGACAGACGAAGCAUUGUACCAGCUGUGAAA
This is a messenger RNA of Microplitis demolitor, 644 nucleotides long. RefSeq lists its product as uncharacterized. Lineage: Eukaryota; Metazoa; Arthropoda; Insecta; Hymenoptera; Braconidae. The record is from RefSeq and is a predicted model, not a curated record. The transcript has a single exon. Bases 34 to 642 code for a protein of 202 amino acids.